AUGGCGGUGCUGGAGCUCCAGGCAACAAUCCGGCGACCACGUCGUUGUCGGCCGCAUCCUCCGUCGUCGCUCCCCACGCCGGGCUCGUCGCCGCGGCCACGUCCUCCGCCGUCCGUGCCUCACGCCACGCGGAAGCUCGUCGCCGGAGUCCGCGAUGCUAGGGGUUCGUCGGGGGCGGCCGCGUCGGAGCUCGUCGCCGGCGACCGCGUCCUCCGUCAUGCACACCCAUGCCACGCGGCUCGUCGCCACGGCCACAUCCUCCACCGUGCAACAGCUUUGUGUUCUGCCGCAUUGUUGGGAGAAGCUGAUGCUGUGAGAUAUCUUUUUGACCAUGGGGCUGAUCCUAAUAAGAUAGAUGAGACAGGCUCUGUUGCUCUUCAUCGUGCUGUGAAAAAUGGGUAUGAAUAAGUAGUGCGUCUCUUGUUAUCCAGUGGAGCCAGGGUUGAUAUAGCUGUUGCUCAUGGGACACCACUACAUAUCGCUGUUUCCUAUGGGAAGACUGGUGUUGUCAAGAUUUUAUUGGAUCACCAUGCAGAUGCUGGUGCUGAUGUGAAUUAUGCUUAUCCAAACACUCCCUUGGUGGUGUCCACGACAGCUGGCUUAACUGACUGUAUCAAGUACUUGCUUGAGGUUCAUGCAGAUCCUAACAUUCCAGAUAAACAGAGCGGACUUACACCUAUAGAAAUUGCUGCAAGUGUUGGAAGAAGAGAUCAUGUGGAGAUUCUAUUUCCUUUCACUUCCCCUGUCAGAGCAGUAACAAACUGGACAGUUGAAGGAAUUAUUGCUCAUGGGAAAUCGAGACGCUUGAUUCCCAAGGGUGAGUCAUGUAGCAAGGUCAGUGACAGAAAGGCUGAGCUAAAAUCACAGGGAGAAAAAGCCGUUAAGAGAAAGGACUACCUUGCUGCAUCAAAGAUCUACACUAAGGCGCUUGAGCUAGACUAUUUUGAUGCAACCCUGUAUUCAAACAGAAGCCUUUGUUACCUACAAAUUGGAAAAGCACAAAAGGCUUUGCUUGACGCAAAAAAAUGUGUAAAACUGCGGCCUAAGUGGAUGAAAGGUCACUACCGGGAAGGAGCUGCUUUGAUGUUGCUAAAGGAGCACAAGAAAGCAUUCGAGGCAUUCUUGAACGCGCUGAAACUGGAUCCUGCUAAUGCCGAGAUUGAGAAAGUGAUGUGGGAGGCAGUUGAGGCGAUGAAAAAGGAUGAUGCCGCUGAAGAUAAAACUUAA
Messenger RNA from Oryza sativa Japonica Group (Japanese rice), 1227 nucleotides. The record is from RefSeq and is a predicted model, not a curated record. Lineage: Eukaryota; Viridiplantae; Streptophyta; Magnoliopsida; Poales; Poaceae.